AGGGGAUGAAAUUGACCAAACAUGGACGAACUUAUGGAGAAACUGGAUAAUGCUUUCUCCAAGAAUGUUUUUGUUAGAGGCCGGUUAAAUUCAAGUGUGGAGCCAAAGAGUGACAAGGAUUUAAUUCGAUAUGUGGUCAAAGCUAUGUAAGUGAUUUCAUGGGAAUCUGUGUGGUAGUGUCUCACAUUAUGGAUGAAAAAGUUAAUGUUGGUUUUGACUUCGAUCGACAUCACGGUUUGGUCAAGAUUAUUUUUCAUGGAUUUCUUGAUUUGUUCAUUUUUAGGGCUAUGGAGGCUUGUGCGGAAGAGAAUAAAGCCGUUCACAGAUGCAUGAAACAAAGCUGGUUUAGUGCGUGUAGUGUAAAACAAAGAGAAUACUGGAAUUGUUACCGUAAAGCAACUGUAAGUUCACCGUUACCAUAUCAAUUCUAACAGACUUAACAGUACACUUCUACCGUGUAAUGAAACUUUGGACAUGUUGCUUUGGCAUCCGAGGUAAAGUGCUCGCUGAAUGGAGGUUCAAAUGGUGAAUAUCAUCAAAGGGGCUAUUUUCUUGACGUGGGAACUAGAUGCUUAAACAUGCGUGUGUGCUUUGACAUUGUUGUGGAGUUCAUCUCCUUAACUGCGGUUGAUUAUCCAGCUUAACAAUGUCAGUACAGUUCCCUUUCUUCAGAUGAAUAGCUCACUCAUUUGAUAAUUUAUUUAAAAAUUUUGUAAUUCCAUUUUAAUUUGCAGAUCAGGUUAAGGAAGGAAUAUGGAGUGUACUUGGAUGAUUGAAACUAUUUAACUGCUAAAUGGAAUAGGAAAAUAUAUAUUUACAAAAAUGCUGUGACCAUGGAAGAUAAUCUGCAGAAUCCAGAUAAAAAAUAACCAGUUCUCCACAUGCCAUAAAUCUUUUGGCACCAACCUACCAUUACUUUGAAUUUCACAAAACUUCCCUCCUGGUUGUUGAAGAGAAGGGUCCAAAAUAUUGGUUAAAUGUUUCUUUAGUUUUUUUGUUAAAAAUGUUGUAAAGCACAAUAUUAAAAACUGGAUCAUUUGAUAGAGCUAUUCGAGAGUUUUCAUUGGCUUACCCACCUUGGGUUAUGAGCCAUUAUACCAUGCCUGCAGAUGAAGACAAGUUAAACUAAAAGUAUUUGUACAUUGUAACAUUGGCUUUGUUUGUAAAAAAAAAAAGUUAGAGAGAUAUAUAUGUUAUUCACCAGCCAAGGUUGGUC
Molecule: messenger RNA, 1216 nt
Organism: Pocillopora meandrina
Lineage: Eukaryota; Metazoa; Cnidaria; Anthozoa; Scleractinia; Pocilloporidae
Source: the annotation of a GenBank genome assembly